This is a messenger RNA of Loxodonta africana (African savanna elephant), 6595 nucleotides long. It is a transcript of the gene JPH2, whose product is annotated as junctophilin 2. Bases 3420 to 5477 code for a protein of 685 amino acids. The transcript has 6 exons. The record is from RefSeq and is a predicted model, not a curated record. NCBI's taxonomy places the organism in Eukaryota, Metazoa, Chordata, Mammalia, Proboscidea, Elephantidae. Gene Ontology annotation, cellular component: junctional membrane complex; plasma membrane; sarcoplasmic reticulum.
UAAUCUGAAGACUUGCGGUGGUUCUUAACCAGGGAUGAGAAUUAGAUUCAUCUGAGGAACUUUUUAAAAAUGUACCUGCCUGAGUCUUCUCCCCCAGACAAUCGAAUUCAGUAGGUCUGGGUGCGGCUCUGGAUCCUUUUUUAAAGUUCUAUGGGUGAUUCUACCAUGUACCCGGGAACCCUCGUGGGGAGUGUCUAUGGAUGAAAAGUGGCUGCAUUUAUGUAGGUAGAACAGCUGGCGAGGGGCCACAGCAGCCAUCUAGCCACCAGGAUUAUGGUGACUUCCCCGGCAUUUAACUACAGAGGGUACUGAACUUAGGCAACCCCCAAUCCUCUAGCUUCUAGUUGGAAGUGCAAUCCCCCCUUCCCUGGAGUGCAGAGCUGAAAGGAAACUCGUAAUUCUCUGAAGACCUAGAGAAGUUGUUUUCGUUAAUUGCUAUUGAGUCGACUCCAACUCAUGGCGACAUUAUGUAUAGCAGAGCAAAACGUUGCCCAGUCCUGUGUCAUCUUCGUGAUUGCUGGUAUGUUCGAGGGCAUUGUCCUAGCUAUUGUGUCAAUCCAUUUCAUGGAGGGUUUCCCUCGUUUUCACUGAAACUCCACUUUACCAAACACGAUGUUCUCUUCCGGUGACUGGUCUUUUCUAAUGAUGUGUCCAAGGAAAACAAGUCCAAGUCUCGCCAUCCUCACUUCUAAGGAGCACUCUGGUUGUAUUUCUUCUACGACUGAUUUGUUCAUUCUUCUCGCAGUCCACGGUAUAUUCAGUAUUCUUCACCAACACAAUUCGAAUGCUUCAAUUCUUCUUCUGUCUUCUUUUUCAUUGUCCAGCUUUCACAUGCUUAUGAGGCGAAUGGAAAGAUUAUGGCUUGGGUCAGGUGGGCCUUAGGUAUCAAAGUCAUCUUUGCUUUUUAAAACUUUAAAGAGGUCUUUUGGGGGAAAAAAAAAAAAGAAAUCAAAUGGCAUAUUUACGUAAUGCAAUAUGCCAUUUGAUUUCUUGACUGCAGCUUCCAUGGACAUGGUUUGUUGAUCCAACUGGAAUGAAAUCAUUGACAACUUUUUUUAGAGAAGUGGCACACAGAACUCUGGAGGCAGCAUUAAGGUGUUGUUAGUGAAUUGUGCAAAGAGGCUGUCAGUCAAACUGGCCAGGUGGUGAGUCAAACUACCCACACGGUACAAUACAGUCUUCAUCUGCUACUAUUUGCUGCCAGUCAGCUUGGCAAACAGACAUUGAUAGUAAGCUGGAGAGGCUUCAUAUUUCUACCUGGUGGUGAAAGGUGGACGCAGAGCGGGUUCUUUAAGGCAGGGGCUGUGAACAGUGAAGGAAUCAAAAAAAAAUCCCUAUGGUGACUUAAAGUGGCCUACGUCACCAUGAGAUUUGGAAUAUGUCUGGUAAGGUGAAGUCAGAGAAGCCCAGUGUUCUCAGGUGCCUUCUGUGCCUGCUUCUUUAGUGAUUUCUCUCCCUCUGUCCCACUCCCUCACCCCCACGCCGAGACACACACACUCCCCUCUCCCUCAGCUUCCUAUUCUUGGUGGCUCUUACCUUUCUCAGAAUUACUUUUCUGUUAACCCUGGGCUCACUUGGAAUUUCUAGCCAUUAGUCCUGUCCACAGCUUCAUGUCAUGGAGAUUUAUUAGUCCCUUUUGCUGGAGUUUGGUGGGAACCUGGGUACUGGGAAUCCACCUAGGCCCUUUUCUUUUGACCCUGCCCCAAGAGCUUCUGAAGUCAGCCCCACAAGCUCUGAGGACACCAGAGCUUGGAAAGGGGGAAAAAAAUGGCGAUCCUCACGUAGUUCUGAGAUGACCCCCUUUCAAUACAACCCCCACCCUCGGCUUCAGAGAAGAUAUUUACCCUUUGUGGGAGAGAGAAAGGGAGCAGACGGUGAUUUUUGCUCUGGGUUCUUCCCAGGGGUGAGGAGAAUUUUUUUUUCUUGUGCUUUAAGUGAAAGGUUACAACUCGAGGUAGUUUCUCAUACAAAAAUUUAUACACACAUUGUUAUGUGUCCCUAGUUGCUCUCUCUCUAAUGUGACAGCACACUCCUCCUUUCCACUCUGGAUUUCCUGUGGCCGUUCCACCAGCUCCUGUCCCCCUCUGCCUUCUCAUCUCGCCUCUGGACAGGAGCUACCCACAUAGUCUCAUGUGUCUACUUGAACUAAGAAGCACGCUCCUCACCAGUAUCAUUUUAUGUCUUAUAAUCCAGUCUAAUCUUUGUCUGAAGAGUUGGCUUCGGGCAUGGUUUUAGUUCUGGGUUAACGGAGAGUCCGGGGGCCAUGUCUUCCAGGCUUCUUGCAGUCAGUGAUUCUCUGAGGAGAAUUUGGGGGGCUGUGCAGGAGUGCUGGCCUCAGAGCUGCAGUGUGUAUCUUCCAGGCUGUGCCCAGAGCCUCCCCUCUUUUGGAGUUCCCUCCUGGGCUUUCAAAGGUAUACGUGCAGCCGUCCCGUUCCUUUCUCUCUAGGUCACUGGAUUCCUUCGCGACGUUGGCAGGGUGCGGUAGCCCCGGGCCCUGUUGUGGCAUGCGAGUGGUGGUGGGCUGAGAGCUGCCAACCUCCAUGCUCUGGGGGAUUCGAAGUGUUCCAGGACUGGAUGUUCUGCUAGUCUUCUUCUCCCCUCCCUCCUGUCCUCCCCCUCUCCUCCCUCCCUGCCCUUAGGCUCAGGGGACUGCGAGGGUGGGAGUGAGCUCUUACCCACGGGAAGAAUAGACGCUGAAUUGCCAGGCUGCCUACACUUAGUUCUCAGCUUCCCUUCCUCAUCCCUCAAGCCACUCCCUGGGCCUGAAGCACAGGCCCAAUGUGAAACACCCCCUCCCUCUUUGAAGGAGGCUGGCUGGCCAGGGGGGUUAUUUUGGGAGCAGCUUCUGAAAUCCGAUGGCCUUGUUAGGGCAACACUGACCUUUCUGUCGGAGGAGGAGGGCAGAUUUGGAGAAGGGGCGGGGCAGCGACGGGGGACCGACAGCCCCACACGCCCACUGGGUGGAGGAGAAGGGGGCCAGCAGGUCGGGAAUUCGGCCUCAGGCUGGGGGUCUGGCACUGAGGGGGAUUCCCCCUCUUUGACCUGGACUGGGGGCCCUCCACCUCACCCUUUUAAUGUGCUUCUUAAAGGGAUCACACCGCUUUUCCUUUGACUCCGUGGAAGCCAGACUUGGGACGCUUGGGGGACUUUGAAUCUUUCCUUCCUGCUGCCUUCCCAGCUGGCCGCCUGCCUCUGGCUCAUUGGGGGGCCUCCCAGGCAUGGCACUGACCAGCUGGCCCAGUGCUGACUUGGCUCCUGGGCUCUCUCAGCCUUUGGUGGCAGCUGGCUGUCCCCCUCCUGGGGCGCCUUGGUGAGUCUGGGGGCCCAGCCCCCAGCACACCUGGAGAGUGUUGCUGGCACCCCUGCCGCCCUCCCCACCUAAGCUGGAGAACAGGGAGGUGGUUGGAGGCUAUGAUGAGAUGAGUGGGGGCCGCUUUGACUUUGAUGAUGGCGGGGCAUACUGCGGGGGCUGGGAGGGGGGCAAGGCCCAUGGGCAUGGGCUGUGCACGGGCCCCAAGGGCCAGGGCGAGUACUCGGGCUCCUGGAACUUUGGCUUUGAGGUGGCAGGAGUGUACACCUGGCCCAGCGGGAACACCUUUGAGGGGUACUGGAGCCAGGGCAAGCGGCAUGGACUGGGCAUAGAGACCAAGGGGCGCUGGCUGUACAAGGGCGAGUGGACACACGGCUUCAAGGGGCGCUAUGGCACCCGGCAGAGCACCAGCAGUGGUGCCAAGUACGAGGGCACCUGGAACAACGGCCUGCAGGACGGCUAUGGCACGGAGACCUAUGCCGAUGGAGGGACUUACCAAGGCCAGUUCACCAACGGCAUGCGCCAUGGCUACGGCGUGCGCCAAAGCGUGCCCUACGGGAUGGCCGUGGUGGUGCGUUCGCCGCUGCGCACAUCCCUGUCGUCCCUGCGCAGCGAGCACAGCAACGGCACGGUGGCCCCGGACUCGCCCACCUCGCCGGCCUCGGACGGCCCGACGCUGCCCUUGCCCGCCAUCCCGCGCAGCGGCUUCGCGCUCAGCCUCCUGGCCAACGCCGAGGCGGCCGCCCGGGCACCCAAGGGCGGCGGCCUCUUUCAGCGGGGCGCCCUACUGGGCAAGCUGCGGCGCGCCGAGUCGCGCACGUCGGUGGGCAGUCAACGCAGCCGCGUCAGCUUCCUCAAGAGCGACCUCAGCUCAGGCGCCAGCGACGCCGCCUCCACCGCUAGCCUGGGCGAGGGUGCCGAGGGCGCCGACGAGGCCGCGCCCUUCGAGGCCGACAUCGACGCCACUACCACCGAGAGCUACAUGGGCGAGUGGAAGAAUGACAAGCGCUCGGGCUUCGGCGUCAGCGAGCGCUCUAGCGGCCUCCGCUACGAAGGCGAGUGGCUGGACAACCUGCGCCACGGCUACGGCUGCACCACGCUGCCCGAUGGCCACCGCGAGGAGGGCAAGUACCGCUACAACGUGCUGGUCAAGGGCACUAAGCGCCGCGUGCUGCCGCUGAAGAGCAACAAGGUCCGCCAGAAAGUGGACCACAGUGUGGAGGGCGCCCAGCGCGCAGCCGCAAUAGCGCGCCAGAAGGCAGAGAUCGCAGCCUCCAGGACAAGCCACGCCAGGGCCAAAGCUGAGGCAGCAGAACAGGCCGCCCUGGCCGCCAACCAAGAGUCCAACAUCGCCCGCACGUUGGCCAGGGAGCUGGCUCCAGACUUCUACCAGCCAGGUCCGGAAUAUCAGAAGCGCCGGCUGCUCCAGGAGAUCCUGGAGAACUCGGAGAGCCUGCUGGAUCCCCCCGACCGAGGUCCUGGCGCCAUGGGGCUCCCGGGGCCUCCCCGCGAGAGCCCGCAGCUGCAUGAGCGGGAGACCCCGCGGCCCGAGGGUGGCCCCCCGUCGCCAACAGGGACGCCCCCACAGCCCAAACGGCCCAGGCCGGGGGCACCCAAGGACGGCCUGCUGAGCCCGGGCGCCUGGAACGGCGAGCCGGGCGGCGAGGGCAGCCGGUCGGUGACGCCGUCCGAGGGCGCGGACCGCCGCAGCCCGGCGCGCCAGGCCACCGAGCACAUGGCCAUCGAGGCGCUGCAGGCGCCGCCCGCGCCGUCGCGGGAGCCGGAGGUGGCGCUUUACCGCGGCUACCACAGCUACGCCGUGCGUACCGGGCCGCCCGCGCCGCCGCCCUUCGACGACGAGCCCGAAGCCGAGGUCUCCGGGUCCGACUCGGCACCCUCGUCCCCGGCCACCGCCCCCGCUCAGGCCCCUGCGCCCCGGGUCCCCGAGCCCGAGCCGCCCGCCAAGCUGGAGCCCAAGCCCAUCGUCCCCAAGGCCAAGGCCCGCAAGACGGAGGCCCGAGGGCUGACCAAGGCCAAGAAGAAGGCUCGGAAAGAGGCGGCAGAGCCCGAGGUCGAGGUGGAAGAGGUCCCCAACACUGUCCUCAUCUGCAUGGUGAUCCUGCUUAACAUCGGCCUGGCCAUCCUCUUCGUUCACCUCCUGACCUGACCCUUGUCUGCCAGAGCCAGGAGUUCCUGCUGAGGACGCCAGGACCCCUCUUUUUGCAGUACCAGGCAGGGUGGCCAAGGAAGACUGGACUCUGGACCAGGGUCCAGCUCACAUUUACACCACAGACGUUUAAGGAGGCCUCCCAUUGUGCCAGUGCUAGGUGGUGGACAGUACCAAGAGGAAUAGAAUGUGCUGGACCACCCCGGAAGCUCUCCACCCUGUCGCAGGGAAGGCCCUGAGGGGAUGAGCCCUGGCCCUUUGAGCUUCCCAAUCUGCGCCUGUCCCUCGUCCCCAUCCACUUCCUCGACCUUCCCUGGGCCUUUGUGUGUUUUGGGAGAAGCCACUGAAUCAGGAGAUUAAUGUUAAAUCCUGUCCCUCUUUCUGCUAUGCCCCCCUCCGCCCCGCUUUUGUUAAACCUCUGGUUGGCGGGUUGAGGCCUCCCAGGAAAGCGGAGGGAGUGAUGUGAUCCCUUGUAGCCACAAGGGGGACACCCUCAGACCCUCGCUGCCUUUUGUAGCCUGACCCCGCGCCCACCUGCCCUUGGUUACACUUGCCCUGGAUGACAGAAGAGGAAUGGACAAGGUAGUCUGCAUUUCCUCUCCUCCCAGGGGUCCAUGGAGCUUCCCAUCUGGACCAGUGGAAGAGGGGAGAUCUGAGGAACCGGAGCCUUUGGCUGGGAAGCCACUGACUGCGUGGCCAGGAACGUGGGUGGGAAGAAGGGAGGGGACAGUUAUGAUCGUCCCUGUUCCUGAGUGUGUCUGGGUCAAGAUGGGGCUUGCAUUAGCUACUGUGAGGGGUCGCCCUGCUGUCCCCUGAGGCUGGUGGAGUCCAGCUGCGACAAUGCCCUGUGAUUGGCUUGUUUGCUUCCCCACCAGGCCCCCCACGGGCUCAGGGGUUGAGCUGCCUGGUGUCCCUGGGGCAAACUCCCAGGCGGGUGCUGGGGACAGGCUGCCUGUCAAGAAGCAUUUCCCAGAGAGGGUCUGAGGCUCCCACUGGGUGCUUGGGGUGUCCCUCUGGCUUGCCUGGCAGAAGACGAUGCUUGCAUGUACCUCACUGAAGAUGUUUUGUACCACGCCGGGCCUCUGCAUCUGGGUGCUUGCUGGGGGGGAGGGUGGAGG